Molecule: messenger RNA, 432 nt
Organism: Aspergillus mulundensis
Lineage: Eukaryota; Fungi; Ascomycota; Eurotiomycetes; Eurotiales; Aspergillaceae
Exons: 1
Coding region: 1-432 (143 amino acids)
Source: RefSeq, a predicted model, not a curated record
AUGCCCCAAAAACUCUUCAUCCUCGUUUACAAAGGCGACCCCCUCGACUACUCCGAGUACCGCCACACAGCACUCUACUUCCAAUUCGCCUCAUCAAACCGCAGCAUAAUGCACGUCAUCGGCUGCCCGGGCCUCUUUCGUUUCUCCCACGCGCAUGGUUCAGACAUCGACCCGGCCAGCGUCGGAAUCCUAGCAAAAGUGAUUCCAGUUACCGAGAUCGCAUCGGACAUUGGCGAAGAGUCGAUUCGCCAGACGGUCGAGCGAACGCCAAUUUGCAAUGGCCGCGAUGAUCUUGAUUGGAACUGCCAGAAUUGGGUUGGUGAUGCUCUCGCCAGACUCGUUGACAGAGGGUGGUUAGACGCGGAAACGAGGGAAGAUGGGAUUGAUAAGAUGGCUGACGCUUGUUUGGAGGCGAAGGAUGAUGCUGUCUGA